GUGCUCGUGCGCAUUUAGGUUGAUCCGCUUCCGAGUGUGUAUACUGCUGUAACAGGGAAGCCAAACUUUGUUCACGUACAGGCAUCAUCAUCGGCCUAUCUCGCACUUCGAUUGCCUCGUUUUCUUUUUAUAUGAGAAGGGGCAAACGAGCGACGGGAACACAAAGGUUCGUUUAACUAGUACUUACGGUAUCUAAUCGCUCAACGACGCGAUGUGGAGCCGUUUGGCGGUUUAACUAUUAUUCAAGUUUUGUUAUUUUUUGUUGUUGUUAUGUUUUGUAAAGCCUUCAUUCGAGGCAAAUUCGCACUCGCCAGGAAUCCUUAUCUGGCGAGUGCGAAUUGCGAGUCGCGGCGACCGGCUAGCUGUGCUAAACGCUUGCUCAUCGCGAGACGGACGCAAUGUUUGUACGUCGCCAAAUAGUAUGCGCGGAAACGUUAUCACGCCGCCGCCGUCGUAUGAAUUACAGCUUAAUGAUGUUUGUCGACGACGCGUCGCCGCCGCUGAGGCGCUCGGCGGCGCUCGGCGGCCAGCGCAGUCGCAGCGCGCGGCGCCUCACAACAUGGUGCUCGAGCGAGAGCCCGUUGCCCUCACUGCAACAAGAAUUGAUUCUCGAGAUUCAAAAGGGGGUUUCUACGAAGAUUCCGAGGUAGAAGAGGAGGGUGUGUGCGCGGUGUGUCCGGGGGGCGCGCGGUGCGCGGGGCGGUCGCGCGAUGCGCCUGUUGUUCACGCACCACCCGCAGCACUCCUCACGCCGCACGCCGCCACCCGCCUUUGCGUCACAACCAUCUACUGA
Papilio polytes (common Mormon) is the source of this 793-nucleotide messenger RNA. RefSeq lists its product as uncharacterized. The coding region runs from base 422 to 793 and encodes 123 amino acids. The record is from RefSeq and is a predicted model, not a curated record. NCBI's taxonomy places the organism in Eukaryota, Metazoa, Arthropoda, Insecta, Lepidoptera, Papilionidae. The transcript has 3 exons.